GCCUCCUCCCCGGGGCGCGGUGAGCUGAUCCCCGCGGCCGGCGGUCCGGGCGCGCGGCGGCGGCACCAUGGGCACCGUGCUGUCCCUGUCCCCCAGCUACCGCAAGGCCACGCUGUUCGAGGAUGGCGCGGCCACGGUGGGCCACUACACGGCCGUGCAGAACAGCAAGAACGCCAAGGACAAGAGCCUGAAGCGGCACUCCCUCAUCUCCGUGCUGCCCUGGAAGAGGAUCGUGGCCGUGUCGGCCAAGAAGAAGAACUCCAAGAAGGUGCAGCCCAACGGCAACUACCAGAACAACAUCACGCACCUCAACAAUGAGAACCUGAAGAAGUCGCUGUCGUGUGCCAACCUGUCCACCUUCGCGCAGCCCCCGCCGGCCCAGCCGCCCGCGCCCCCCGCCAGCCAGCUCUCGGGCUCGCAGACCGGGCUCUCCUCCUCCUCCUCGGUCAAGAAGGCCCCGCACCCCCCCGCCGUCACCUCCGCGGGGACCCCCAAGCGGGUCAUCGUCCAGGCGUCCACCAGCGAGCUGCUGCGCUGCCUGGGCGAGUUCCUGUGCCGCCGGUGCUACCGCCUCAAGCACCUGUCCCCCACGGACCCCGUGCUCUGGCUGCGCAGCGUGGACCGCUCGCUGCUCCUGCAGGGCUGGCAGGACCAGGGCUUCAUCACGCCGGCCAACGUGGUCUUCCUCUACAUGCUCUGCAGGGACGUCAUCUCCUCCGAGGUGGGCUCGGACCACGAGCUCCAGGCCGUGCUGCUCACCUGCCUGUACCUCUCCUACUCCUACAUGGGCAACGAGAUCUCCUACCCGCUCAAGCCCUUCCUGGUGGAGAGCUGCAAGGAGGCCUUCUGGGACCGCUGCCUCUCCGUCAUCAACCUCAUGAGCGCCAAGAUGCUGCAGAUCAACGCCGACCCGCACUACUUCACGCAGGUGUUCUCCGACCUGAAGAACGAGAGCGGCCAGGAGGACAAGAAGCGGCUGCUCCUCGGCCUGGACCGGUGAGCCUCGGGGCGUGACCGCGCCGCGCCUCCAGGGUUCAAUCCCGUUUUUAAAAGAUUUAUUAUUAAACACGUCAGAUUUCAUGUACAGUGUGUGUCUAGCAAAGCCACCGAGGGCCGGUCCCGGCCCACCGUCGUCAGCCCCGCCGGGAACUCUGGGCGCCUUGGAGCUCCUGCUGGACCCUGUGCAAAGCCCGGAAGAAGAUGUAUUCAGAGCCACCCGGGUCCCCGGCCUCCGACUUUGGGGGGAUUCCAAGGACUGACUCGCCUCUGUCGCCUGCGCCCUUGCGGGACCUGGGCAGGCGAGGCUGGCGGGAGCUGGCGAGCGGCCUCUGGCCCGCCGACCCAGGGAGCAUGUGGCGCCUCUAAGUUGGGGGGGCCCUUUUCUCGCUCCUGUUUUGGGUGGUCCGUCCUCCCAGAGGCCCCUGGGGCAGCCAUCCUGAUGGAACCGCACGUGGGGUUGCGAGGCAAGCUGUGCCUCUUCCGUCUCGGAGAAGCCAGCCCGGUGCAAAGGUUGUGUCCCGUGGUUUGGGCCGUGCACAACCCUCGUUCGCUCUUUUUCUUUUUUAGGGAGAAGGGCUUUCUUUGCUUUCGUGGAGACACGGAGCUUGCUCCUCAGCCCCCACCCCCCCUUGUCCCCUGCUCCCGGCCAUGCAGGCAGCACUGGUUCACGGGCCGGUUUGACUCAUGAGAUUCUGUGAUUUUGGGCCCAGACCACCCGCCCGCCUCUGGGCAGGUGGGGUGCCAGGCCGAGACCAAGCCAGAGCCCCCCUGAGGGCUGAGGCCUCUGCUUGCCGGUGCACAGGCCGUUCUGCAGAGCUGGGGCGUGGGGGCUGGUCACGGUGUGCUCCCACCCCCCGCUCCCACCCCUUUUCCUUUGAGGCUGUUCCCAGGCAGUUGGGUUUCUCCUGAAGACGGAGCCGCGCCCCGCAGGGCCCGGGGAGACAGCUGGAUCUCAGAGACAAUGACAGGCCGGGGUAGCACUCCCGGUCGCUUUGUGCGCCUGUGGACUCUACAGCCGAUGGCUCGCAGCUGCUGCUGGCUUUGGCUCCCACGUGCGUGGCUGUAAAACACACAGGCUAUGUACUUAAUCCAUUUUCUUUCCAAUUCUCCCAGAUUGGUGGCUUGGGACGGGAGAGGACCAAGAGAAGGGACCGAGUCUUCCUCCAUGGCCCGUCACCCUGGCUUUGGGGAACAAAGAGCAGUGUGGAGGCCCCAGAGAAUUCGCUCCUCCCAGCGCCUCAGGGAGCGCUGGAAUGGGGGAGAGGUUUGUGGGGGGGGGAGGGGCGAGGCUCGUGUCCCAUAGGACUAGGUCCCAGGUGGCUGCCAUCUCAGCACAAGCACUACUGAAAAUCCCGUUAAAGAGAGCAAGCUGUGAAAUUGAGGUCCGGCCUUAAGAGCCCGCGGCCCCGGCCAGCCCUCCGAGGGCCCGCCCUGCGGAGAGCAUUGGCCCCAGCUGCGCCCGAGGCCCACGCCCGGCCCAGCCGGCCCUCCGGGGCCUCGGGAGGAGCUGAUGCUGCGGCCGUGGGCACAGACCUCCGUCAACGCUUCUUUCUUCUCGGCCGGAGGUGUCGCCGGCCUUUCUGCGCAGACCCCGCUGCCACGUGUGAGCUGAGGUAGGCGGCCCGGCGGGCGGCGGGCCAGGGGCACGGAAGAGGGUGGUUCGAUGCGGCGUCUCCAGAAGGAGGGGCCCGUGUUUGCGGUCGCUCUUCGGGCCGGCCGCUGGCCGAACCCGGCCUGAGACUGUGCUGUCACACCCACAGGAUCCCCGUUUUGCGCGUUUCCUUCUCUCUCUCCGUAUUUAUUUAUUUUGACGUUCUGGAGGAGGCGCGGAGCUCAGGAGCGGCUGGGGACUAAGGACAUGACUCUGGCUCCUUCCGUGCGAACGCCUGGCGCCCUCCUCCCCCCCGCACUGGCCAUCAGUAUUGUGUAAAGGAACCGGUACACGCGAGUGUGCAAGCAGUGAGCCCGUUUGACAUGCUGACAUGCUGCUAUGAAGACUACUUUUAGAACAACAUAAAAACAAAAACAAAAACAAAAAAAACAGAAAAAAAACUAACGGACAAAAAAAACAACCACCACCACCCCUUUAUUCUUUCAUUGUUGCUUUUCCAGUGAUAUUGUGCAUGCCGACCAGGAGCAUUUUUGUGUCUUAAGAAAAAUAAUCUUAGAACAGAUGGCUGUGAAAUUUACACCCGUGCACAGAACAAGUCACAGGGAUAACGGUUCAGGAUUUGUUUUUUUUCUCUUUCUCUUGUAAAGCUCUGAAGGGUUGAUAUAUUCUUUCCAUGCAGUUAUUAGGAGUUAGUUGCGUUCCAACAGUUGUUACACUUGCAAUGAAAAGAAAAACGUGCCAUUUUUUUUUUCCCCACUCGGAAUCUUUUCAUAGCUGUAUAUUUGAAACUGCUAACUACGCGACGUGCGAUGUAUGUUGGUUUUUUUUUUUUAGUGCAAUUUUCUUCUGUAGCUAUCCUUUGACCAAACUGUGGGUAUUGUUGAUAUUAAUUUAUAUUUGUCUCAUUUUGUAUGUAUGUGUAGUGUGUUUGUAAGUAUGUGUGGUUUAUAACCUGACAAGGUCAUGAAGCUCAGUUUGGCUGUAAUUUAAUUCCCCUCCCCUUAUUUUUAUUUAUUUUUGUACCGUGCUGAUGAAAUAAAAUGCACUGACCAUCCAUUA
This is a messenger RNA of Pipistrellus kuhlii (Kuhl's pipistrelle), 3670 nucleotides long. It is a transcript of the gene CDK5R1, whose product is annotated as cyclin dependent kinase 5 regulatory subunit 1. The record is from RefSeq and is a predicted model, not a curated record. Gene Ontology annotation, cellular component: protein kinase 5 complex; cytoplasm. Lineage: Eukaryota; Metazoa; Chordata; Mammalia; Chiroptera; Vespertilionidae. The transcript has a single exon. Gene Ontology annotation, biological process: activation of protein kinase activity; positive regulation of cyclin-dependent protein serine/threonine kinase activity; brain development. Gene Ontology annotation, molecular function: cyclin-dependent protein serine/threonine kinase activator activity; protein kinase binding. The coding region runs from base 68 to 1000 and encodes 310 amino acids.